Messenger RNA from Priapulus caudatus, 1325 nucleotides. RefSeq names its product monocarboxylate transporter 5-like. The transcript is spliced from 2 exons. Gene Ontology annotation, biological process: transmembrane transport; monocarboxylic acid transport. The record is from RefSeq and is a predicted model, not a curated record. NCBI's taxonomy places the organism in Eukaryota, Metazoa, Priapulida, Priapulimorpha, Priapulimorphida, Priapulidae. Gene Ontology annotation, molecular function: monocarboxylic acid transmembrane transporter activity. The coding region runs from base 21 to 758 and encodes 245 amino acids.
UGUACACCUGGCAUGGAGCGAUGUUCAUUCUAGGUGGCAUGUAUCUACAAACUGUAGCAGCUGCUGCCAUGUUUCGGGGAAUACCUAGAGCCGCCAAAGAAGAACUAAAGAAGCGCAGAAGAGACACCCGUCUCGGGAUGGCAAUUGCCGAUAUGAUAAAAUUCGGCGCUUACUGCUUGAGUAAUCUUGCGUAUACAAUUGGGGGGUUUACACUGACCACGUACUGCGUUCUACUUGGCAUCAGGCGGGGCAUGAGUCUCACGCGAGCUGCUCAGAUGCUGACCAUGCUGCAAAUUAGCAAUGCCAUCAGCCGCUUCCUAGUGGCAGCCGUAGGAGACAGGCGAUGGUUCCCACGUCAUCUGGUCCUCGGUUUCACACCAUUUGUUGGCGGCAUCAUCAGCCUCAUGCUUCUGCGUGCGGAGACGGUGUGGGCGUUUGCACUUUGCUGUGUGCUGUACGGAACUAGCUUUGGCGUACGAGCGAGCGUGCAGACACCUACACUAGUAGACCUAUUCGGCAUACAGAAUCUACCAAUGGUUCAGUCCAUCUACAUACUCUUCGGCGGGAUUGGCAUUUUGACUGGACCAGUGGCAGCCGGUUUUCUCAUGGACCGCUACACUAGCGACCUGAGACCCGUCUUUAUCCUUUCUGGAAUCUCAUGUAUUGUGAGUGGAGUCUUGCAGGGUGGCGCCCUCUGCAUUAACUACAGACAGAAGCGCGCGAGUGAGGAACCACCAAAGUUAGGACGGAGUGACUGACACACAGGACACAAUAUUAGAGGAAACACGUUAAGUUAAUUAAUGUGUUAACUCGCAAACACUGCAAACUCAACUAUGUUACGUAUAGAUGCACGAGGUAAAACAUUCUGAAUGUAAUUUAAUAUAAUUUGUUACUGUGUUAAUUCUGAAACCACAAUAUUAUGCGCAGUGUGUGACUAUCUGUUACUAUAGAUGUAAUUGUGAUUAAUAUCAAUAUAGUGCGAACAAAGAAUAAUCAGUUUUAGCUAAUAAUAUCGUUAGCAAAGAGACUUAUUUCAAAAUGGUGGUGUUGCAUAUUUUUAGUUACGCUAUAUUUUUUGGUAAGAUACAAGAAAUUAAAAGCAGUAGUCAUAGUACUAGUAGCCAAUUUAUCAAUUAUAACCUAUAAUGUAAUUAUUAAUAAUUAAUAAUAUUGAUAACUGAUAAUGAACCCAGGUUUCGGUUCCCCGGUAAUGCAUAAUCCUAAUCUGUUUGGUAUUCAGAACGGUUGCAAUGAUCGAUCAUGCCCACGUACGUUUGUCAUGACAUUCAGUAAAAUUAAAGCACCAAUAUUUUUAUCUGGAGAAA